UUUCGCGCUUUUUUCAGUGAAAUGUUACGUCUCAUACAAAAUAGUGGUCCUACCAUUCAUUGAGACUUUAUCAAUGAGGAAAUACCAGCAAAGUUAACGUUUAGUGGAAUACAAAUUAAUUGGCAACGAAUAAUUGAUAGUUUUCUGAUAAUGGAGGAGCUGGACAAGUCAAGCCAGUACCAAAAAUACAGAAAAUGUGUGAAACUGUGGGAAACGAAUUUUAAAACGAAACAUGGACGAAUUCCAUCAAAGCAUGACAUCCGAGAAGCAGACAUCUCCAUACGACAAGCAUACAAAAUGUACUAUCGCUACAAGUCAUCGGUUCUGGAUAACACGCUCAGUCAACUGAUUGACGAUGACGGAUUUGAUUUGCCAUUAGAAUCCGAUCAAUCGCUUACGCUUGACUCGACCUUUUCGCUGUCGUUCGUCGACACACCAGACGAUUCAUCAUCAUUUCUAUCGAAUUUUUCCAAUUUGGACGAAAUCCAGAGCAGUUCACUGGUCAAUAUACGGAACGUCGACGAGAAUCAUGUGAUCAAGGAGUUUCAGGCUGAAGAGGUCAGCUCUGUCAACGAAAAUUCCUGGGGAACGAACUUGAAUAAAAAACCCCCGACAGCAAAGACGAAUCAACUUCGGUCGAGUAAUUCGCAAAGCAUUCGGCAGAGUAUGACGGAAAAACUGUUCCCCAUGUCUAAUUUUACCAAACGAAAUCCGAGAAAGUCAAUCUCUCGCAAUAAUUUACAAUCGAGUAGCAGCCUGUCGUCAUCGUUUUCAACAUCCUUGGACACGACCAGGGAAACGUUGCCGGACUUGGAAACGAUAUUAGCACAAAAGGCGUUGCAGGAGAAAGCUAAGGAUGUGAAAAAAGUUCCAAAGCCGAGCAAUUUGACCAUAGAUAAGGGAUGGCUUAGCCGAUGCGACGAAAGUGGUGACACGAAAAUGGAUAUUUCAUCGGAGAGUCCUGCCGAACCGAAGCAGUAUGGAUUGUCAAACAUUACUCCCCGGAUCUAUGCAAAAUGUACGUACGAUAGGAACGAUCACUCAGACGAUGAUGUAAUUGAGAACAGUGAAGACGAAACAGACGUAAAACCGCGUAAUGUGCGGCAUGUCUUGAAGAAAAGGAAAGUUUUUGACGUGCAACGAACCGAUCUGACGAACCAUUUGAGUAAUCCUGUAAAUGAAACGUCUGUGGAAAGUGUGGAAAGUCGAACCAUUUCUAAGGAAAUUAAGGAGACGAAGACCGAACCAGUGAAACAGUCGAAAGCAAAGAAAAAUGUGAAAGCGAAGAAAACGGCACGGAAACCUAGUCAGACAUCAGCCGCACCAUUGCGUCGCAGUUCUAGAGUAACAGUUGGCAAUAACAAAGUUGUAAAUGAUGAACCGAUUUCCGAUGCCGAUCCAUUCGCUGACGAUUCUCAUAGCGAUCCGGAAUUUCAACCAAAUGAUCCGUACGAUUUGCCCGAGGAACCUGUAGCCUCAUCUCCAGUCGAAAAGAAAAAUUCGACCAAAAAAACGGUUAAAGCAACAGGAAAGACUGUGCAACGACGCGGUAAAAAUUCGAAUAAAAAUGAUGAUGACGAACAACCGGCCCUCGACAAUGGUGUUGACGACAUGCCUGAAGACUAUAUUUCCCAAAUUGAAAUCGAAAAUUUGCGAAAUAUUCCACGAAUUGCCAUCGACGAGUUGAAGGAAGACACGGUUCUGUUUCACGAGUACGUGAACAGCAAAGGCUCCAGCAAACCGUCUGCUAUCCGAUCGGUACCAUUAUCACCAACCAAACGUGAACUGGAACGAGAGAAAUUGGAAAAGAAAAUUGCGUCGGGUAAAUUGAAUGAAAAUUUCGUUCGGAUCGAUGUGCGGAAGAAGGUUUUCGUUCGCGGGAAGAAAACGAUCAACUUCAGCAAAUACAAAAAAUCCAAAUGGAAAAAGCAAAAGGCAGCCAAUGCACUAGCUGGACCGGAAAUGGAUAUGAGAGGUUGUGACGGUGGAUUUUUGGUUUGUUUCAAUUGCGGCCAACAGGGCCACUUUGCGCAAGACUGUAAAAUUCAAUCUGAUAAAUUGCUGCCCAUUGGCGUCGAGGUUGAAGAGGAAUCACCAUAUCAAACGUUAGAAGAAGCAGCAAAGUUGGCUGGGCCGUCUUCUGACUUUGAUAAUUCGGCUGCCGUAACCAGCAUGGAUUAUGAAAUGGACGAUGCGGUGCCAUCAACGUCCCAUUCAAAUCAUACCACUAUCACGCCAGCUGUUGAUCACAAAAAUGUGAAACAAUUUAUCGGUCACUCUAUCCCGAAAGAUUUCCUUGAGAAGUCCGGAUUACUCAAUUCGUCGAACGGUGAAAGUGACUCUUCUGAGCCUUUGUAUAAACUCAACCGUGAUGGUUCGGUUAAAGAUCCUCCGAAGGAGGUCUACGAUGCGUUGAGAUUGUUUGGACACACGAAUUUUCGAAUGGGUCAAGACAAAGCCGUGAUGCGAGUGUUGUCUGGACUAUCGACGCUCGUUACGUUGAGCACAGGCAGUGGAAAGUCAUUAUGUUAUCAAUUGCCCGCGUAUCUAAUGCGGAAACAGCGGAAGUGCAUUACUCUAGUCGUAUCGCCAUUGGUUUCACUUAUGGAAGAUCAAGUCCGUGAUGUGCCAAAUUUCCUGAGCGCUGAAUGUUUGCACUCCAAUCAACCGAAGGCGAAGCACGACAAAAUAAUGCAACGAAUUAAACAGGGUGAUGUGGAUGUGCUGCUCAUAUCUCCGGAGGCUAUAGUUGCUGGGGAAAAAUCAACAGGAUUCGGUUCGUUAUUGCGCGAUCUUCCGCCCAUCGCUUUCGUUUGCAUUGACGAGGCGCAUUGUAUGUCGCAAUGGAGCCAUAAUUUUCGUCCGAGCUAUUUGAUGAUUUGUCGGGUCAUUCGCGAAAAAUUCAAAGUGAAAACGGUGUUGGGAUUGACAGCAACGGCAACGAUAAAAAUAAGGGAGAGUAUCGUUCGUCAUUUGGGAAUACCAGACGGUUUGAGUGGGGUCAUCAGUGAUGUUCCGCUACCGGACAACUUAUUGCUAACAAUUUCCAAAGACGAAAACCGUGAUGCUGAACUGUUAGCUCUGCUGCGAAGCGAUGAAUUCAUCCACAAUCGAUCAAUUAUUGUUUACUGUGGCCGACGUGAUGAAUGCAACCGAGUUGCUGACUACAUUCGAACCUGCAUGCAGGACCUCCAAAGUAUGCUAACAGCGUCGGAUACAUCGUCUACGAGGAAACGUAAACGACCGAAACAAAUUGUCGAAUCUUAUCACGCAGGCUUGCCAGCGUCAAGACGACGAACCAUUCAGAAUCAAUUCAUGAGUGGAGCUCUACGAAUAGUUGUGGCUACUAUUGCUUUCGGAAUGGGUAUCAAUAAGGCAGACAUUCGGGCAGUCAUUCACUACAACAUGCCAAUGACUUUCGAAAGUUAUGUUCAAGAGGUGGGUCGAGCGGGACGUGAUGGUCUACCGGCGCAUUGUCAUCUAUUUUUGGAGCCGAGGGGCAAGGAUAAAGUGGAGCUUCGUCGACAUAUCUAUGGAAAUUCAGUCGAUCGUCACGUUAUACGAAAACUGUUACAAAAAGUGUUCGUACGAUGCGCUUGUGAACAGAACCUGAAUCGGCAUGAGUUUCAGGCUGAAAUCGAUGCUGCUAAAAGCAUUGUUUGGACAGACGAUUUCAACGCUGACUUGGUAGUCACAUCCGUGAAAGAGCCCAAAUGUAGCGGUCAUGAGAUAGGAAUACCAAUCGACGAAACGGUUCAAUUGCUCGAUAUCCCCGAAGAAAAUAUUGAAACUUUGCUUAACUACUUGGAACUGGACGAGCAUAACUACGUCAAGGUACUAAGCAAAGCAUACUGUACAUGCAAAGUGAUGUCCUACGAGGGUCAGAAGAGCUUAAAACAAGCAGCCCAAAACUGCGCCCCAUUGGCCAUGGCAAUUGCUUUGGAUUUGAAGAAGGGAAUUUCGCACGCUGAAUCAACGUCAAUCGAAUUUAAUGUAAUUGAAGUCGCGGCAGCUAUAGGUUGGGACAGUGGAGUGGUUAAAUAUCAAUUGAAAAAUCUUGAAUGGACGAAUGUGAACGGGAUGCCGAAACGGUCGGCCGUUUCUGUUCAAUUUAAGAAUUUGGGUUUUCGCAUUCGAAGUCGCGGUGACUUGACAGACGAUGAACUGGACGCUACGUUGAACGAUUUGUUUUCGCGAGUGGUUCUGCAAGAAAAAUCACAACUCGCCCAACUGAACAACGUUUUCCACGGGCUGUCGUCGGUGGCGUACCGAACAUUCGUCGAGGCACAGUCGGAUGAAUUUAGCAGCAAAAAGUCGGAUCAAUUGAAAAGUCUCAUUCGAACGUACUUUCAAUCCGCAGAGGACACAGAUCCGAAUCAAACGGAUGAAUUUAUUGACGAUGAUGCUCCUGUUGAUCAAAUUGUUAGGGAUGUUCGAACAUUGAUUGCUAUGUAUCCGGAAAAUAGUUUUACUGGCCGUAAUGUUGCGCGCAUUUUUCACGGCGUGGCGAGUCCAGUGUAUCCGGCGCAAAUAUGGAGUCGUUGUAAAUUUUGGCGGGUUCAUACUAAGACUGAUUUUAAUCUAAUCGUAAAAUUAGCCAAUUCUACAAUCGUUAAAAUGAGAACGUAGACAGCGGAUGAGAUGUCGUAAAUGUUUUGUGAUUUAAAUAAAAAUUUAAAAAAAU
Molecule: messenger RNA, 4684 nt
Organism: Bradysia coprophila
Lineage: Eukaryota; Metazoa; Arthropoda; Insecta; Diptera; Sciaridae
Gene: RecQ4
Product: RecQ4 helicase
Biological process (GO): double-strand break repair via homologous recombination; DNA replication
Cellular component (GO): cytoplasm; nucleus; chromosome
Molecular function (GO): ATP binding; four-way junction helicase activity; 3'-5' DNA helicase activity
Source: RefSeq, a predicted model, not a curated record